Molecule: messenger RNA, 141 nt
Organism: Peronospora matthiolae
Lineage: Eukaryota; Oomycota; Peronosporomycetes; Peronosporales; Peronosporaceae
Source: the annotation of a GenBank genome assembly
AUGUUCAAACGGGUCAAGAUGUGGAAGGCACACAAAGGGUCGAUACCUACUCUGGGACAAGGAGGAGUUGGUGGUGGCGCUCCGAGAGGUCAAGCUGCAGCGAUUAUCCGAAAGGCCCAAGAACGGAGAGGUGGAUUUUAA